GUUGAUACGUCUGGCGGGUGGCGUUCCAGCCUAUGACUCUGCGACAAAGCAGAAGUUUAUGCUGCGGUCAUACUUGAUCCUAGCGUUCGGCGACAUCCCCGCAGUCUCCAUGGUCAUGAACAUGAAGGGGCACAACGGCUUGCAUCCUUGUCGCAUGUGCAGCAUCAAGGGCCUGCGUAUACCUGGUCGUGACCGCGUCACCACACACUACGUGCCUCUAGACCGCACGCGCCAUCCCUCCACAAGAGCCGAUCCUACCGCGACGAAGUCCUAUGAUCCAGCUCAUCUCCCUUCACGCUCACAUGCGCAGAUCCUUCAGCAAGGCCGCGCUGUACAGCUGGCUCCCUCGCAGGCGGCUGCAGACCGACUGUCCAAGAGCACCGGCGUGAAGGGGGUUUCAAUCCUAUAUCAACUCCCCUCCAUCCAGUUUCCCACCUCCUUUCCCUACGACUUCAUGCACCUCAUCUUCGAGAAUGUUAUCAAGAACCUAAUCAAGCUCUGGACGGGUGAUUACAAGGAUAUCCCCGAGGGAACCGGCGACUAUCAGUUCGAGCGCACGGCCUGGGAUGCCAUCGGUGCAGCCACUGGCGCUUCUGGGGACACCAUACCAGGUGUUUUCGGCGCCCGUCCACCCGAUAUCGCUCAGGACAACACUAGCUCCACUGCCGACACUUGGUCCUUCUGGAUCCUCCAUAUCGGCCCCGCCCUCCUUUCAUCACGCUUUAAACGCCCCGUAUAUUACUCUCAUUUCAUCUCGUUCGUCCGCCUGGUCAACUCGUGCAUGAAGUUCAAGAUAUCACGUCAGGAGCUCGACCUAGUACGCCAAGGCUUUCGGGAUUGGGUUGUUACAUUUGAGAAGCUCUACUACCAGCACGAUCCCCUCCGCAUCGCCACAUGCCCGGUCACCAUACAUGCCCUUCUCCACAUCGCUGACAGCAUCGAACAGAUGGGGCCGGUGUGGACGUACUGGGCGUUUACAAUGGAGCGCUUUUGUGGGCGCGUGCAGCGCGCGAUACACAGCCGUAGGUUCCCUUGGGCGAACAUCGAUGUCCACCUUACCGCGAUGGCGCAAAUCAAUCAACUUAAGCUGCUUUACGGCCCAAAGAUCGCGCAGGAGCUGUCAUUGACGGCGCCACCGAAAGCGCGCGUCGAGGGAGAGUUCAGGCAUCCAUCUUACCCGACGUGCACGCUUUUACCGCCCAUGCGACGUGCUCCCAUCGACAGCUCCCAGCUGGACAAGAUCUGCAUACACCUUCAGACACGGUACAAUGCAGAUGCGGCCGACGUGCGGCAGCGCAUCAACAUCGACUCGAUUCGUCAAUAUGGCCGUGUCCGCGUUCUCAAUGGUGGGGAUGACAUGCGCGCGUCAGAGCUUGUCCCGCUAGCCAGUGACCGACGUGAUGCGACGUGGGUCAAGUAUGACCUACUUGUAGAUCGCAAUAAGCACCGGCGUCGCGCGCCCGAAAUCCUCGUGCCCAAGUCGUUCUUCGGGCAACUCAUGAACAUCUACGUCGUUGAGGUUUUGGCUUCACCUCAACUCCACCUCACUGAACCGGAAACCGUGAUACUCGCUCGCAUCCACUCAUGCACGCCAUGCAAUACAAAUAGUCUGGGCCAACUGUACUACAAGGACAUGGGGAGGUACGAAGUUGUGGACAUUCACACUGUGCAGUGCUUAGUUGGACGUGUCCCGCGCCGGUGGCCAAACCCGGAUCUGUACGCUAUCUUGGAUCGCAGUAGUGACCUGAAUCAUUCCCUUUACAUACCAGACACAAACUAAUUGAUUUACACUACUUUGAAAGUCCAAUGCACUGACAGAGCGC
Schizophyllum commune H4-8 is the source of this 1823-nucleotide messenger RNA. RefSeq lists its product as uncharacterized. The transcript has 4 exons. NCBI's taxonomy places the organism in Eukaryota, Fungi, Basidiomycota, Agaricomycetes, Agaricales, Schizophyllaceae. The record is from RefSeq and is a predicted model, not a curated record. Bases 59 to 1780 code for a protein of 573 amino acids.